UCCGAUCUAGUCUAUCAUUUGAGCGUAGAUCGCACCGAAGCGAAUGUGAUUGUCACCCAUAAGUCCAUAGACUGGUCAUCACUUAUCAUAACCGAGAAAUAGCUUCGUCAUUAUAAUAUCGCAAUCUUUUUAUCAUAAUACAAUAAAGGAUUAAAGAUUAAAGUCCAAGAGACGUGUUUGUUCCGAAGAUCAGCAAAUUGCCGUCAGUUUUGCAGCUGCUACGUCUGCGUGCAUCGUCACUUUUUUUUUUAUUUUUCCGUUCUUUCGCAAUUUAGCGAUUUCUCCGCGAUCUGAAACGCAAAAGAAAGUCGCAUAGCAUUUUUAUAUGCGUUUGCUCUUACUCGAUAGAAAUUCCCCGUGUGGUAUUCCUCAUAUUCCUCGUGUUUUUCUGGAUCGGAAGAAAUAGUCAAGAUGGUCCAUAAACCGAAGGUAUACGUGAUCGGUGUCGGGAUGACCAAAUUUGAGAAACCCGGCCGGAGAGAGAAUUUCGAUUAUCCGCAAAUGACGAAGGAGGCUGUGACCAAAGCCUUACAGGACGCGCAUGUAACUUACAACAGUGUCCGAGCCGUCUGCGUUGGAUACGUCUACGGCGACUCCACUUGCGGUCAAAGGGCCAUUUACGAGGUCGGGCUCAGCGGAUGUCCCAUUUACAAUGUCAACAACAAUUGCUCCACCGGCUCCACAGCCCUUUAUCUCGGUAAACAGAUUGUCGAAACCGGCAAUGCCGAUUGUGUCCUGGCACUUGGAUUUGAGAAGAUGGAACGUGGGUCACUAAUGUCAAAAUAUUCAGAUCGUACGAAUCCCAUGGAUAAACAUGUUGAACUAAUGGCAGACAUUGCAGGUAUUUCUGAAGGUCCCAUUACUGCUCAACUGUUUGGUAAUGCUGGAAUUGAACAUAUGAAAAAAUAUGGCACAAAGUUCGAACAUUUUGCAAAGAUUGCAUAUAAAAAUCACUUGCAUUCUAUAAACAAUCCCUAUUCACAAUUUCAAGAAAAGUAUACUUUGGAGCAAAUAAUGAAUUCUCCAAAAGUAUUUGGACCAUUAACAAAACUCCAGUGUUGUCCUACUUCUGACGGUGCAGCAGCUGUUGUUCUGGCUAAUGAGGAGUUUGUUCGAAAGCAUCGUCUAGAGUCGCAAGCUGUUGAAAUUGUGGCUAUGGAAAUGUCCACUGAUCAGUCUUCGACAUUUACCACUCGCUCGUGCAUGAAUAUUGUCGGAUAUGACAUGACGAGAAACGCAGCCGAGAAGGUCUUCACAUCGACUAGUUACAAACCGAACGACGUGGAUGUAAUAGAACUACACGAUUGCUUCUCCAUAAACGAAUUAAUCACUUAUGAAGCUUUGGGAUUGUGUCCUGCCGGGCACGGUGGCAAGAUGGUAGACUCUGGAAACAACACUUACGGCGGCAAGUACGUCGUGAAUCCUAGCGGUGGUUUAAUCUCGAAGGGGCAUCCACUGGGCGCUACGGGAUUAGCGCAAUGCGCCGAGCUUUGCUGGCAACUUCGGGGCGAGGCCGGCAAGAGGCAGGUGCAGGGCGCGAAAUUGGCGCUGCAACAUAACAUAGGUUUAGGUGGUGCGGUCGUCGUAGCUCUUUAUCGCUUAGGUUUCCCGAAACAAGCGGUGAUUAGAAAACACGUGAAUCUCGCCGCCGAUCCAAACAUGUUCCAAGCAAACGUGCUGUUCAAAACGCUGGCGAUCGCAAUGGAAGAGGACGAGGAUGAUCUAAUCGCUAAAGUGCGCGGCAUCUACGGAUUUAAAGUUAUAAACGGCCCCGGUGGCGCCGAAGGAUAUUGGGUCGUGGACGCUAAAACAGGUAAAGGAAAAGUCGAGUAUAAUAGCAAAAUCAAACCCGACGUCACUUUUACGAUUAGCGACACCGACAUUGUCGAUUUUAUCUCUGGAAAAUUGAAUCCACAAAAAGCCUUCUUCCAAGGAAAAGUUAAGAUUCAAGGAAACUUGGGACUCGCUAUGAAAUUGCCUGAUCUGCAGAAACGUGCCGCUAAGAAAAUUGAAUUGCUUCGCUCAAGAUUGUAAGAUAUAUGAAGUGCGAAAUUUGCUAUAUAAUAGGGCGCAUAUAAUCGUGAUGCACAAAACAUAUCUCUUUCUCGCGCGUUUUAUCUUUGCCAAAUAGAUUUGGUUAUCAAAAUGGGAAGUUUUUAAUCGAGAGUUUCAUACUUACAAUAUGUAAUCACAUGGAAUGUAAUUAUAUGACCUAAAUUCUCGAUAAAGUUUUAAUCGGAAUAAACAGAUACAGACAAUCUUUUGUACAUAUUGACAGAUACAGAAAGAGUUAUUUUUAUGAUAUAUUAAUAGUGAACUUGUUUCAUAUUACAUGCUCGUGUAUAUGAUAUUUGCAUGUAAUAGUUUUAAUACAAUAUAUAUACAAAUAUACAAUCUCUGGAAUAUAAAUAAUCAAGACAUAUAAGUAUAUACAGAAGUUCUCUCUUCAAUUCAACGUAUUUUUAUCUUGUAACAUAUUUUUAAAAUGUAUCUUGAGCACAUAUAAAAUCAAGAUAAUAAUAUAAUAUUGUGCAAAUUAAUAAUAAACUUUCGAGAAUCGCUCAAACAAUUAAUUUUUACAGAUACGAAGAUUGUAUAUAUGAAGAGAGAGAGAAAAAGUAACUUAUAAAUUUUGAAUUGAGAUCAAUUAGAUACAAAGACCUUGCAUCUAAGUACCGAUUAACCAAUAUAAGUGUAUAUGUACUAUUGAUUGUAUAAAUUAUUUUUUAUAUUUUAUUUUUCAGCUCAAUUAUUUUUGAAUUAGCUAUAUAUUGUUGCGAGAAGUAUAAUAUAAUUGCAUCGUCAUUCCUUAAGAUUAUAUGCAGUUAUUUGCUCUAUUAUGAAUGGAGUUAUAUAAAUACAUCAUAAACAAUAUAAAUGAAUUAGAUUUGUGCUUAUCAUUUGUUAUUCUAGAUAAGAUAACUUUUUGAAGAAUCUUUUGUGAAAAGUAAGAUCUUUUUUCUUGGAUAUGAAGUUGAGCUUCAUUUGUUUCUGUUAAAUAGACAAUGAGUCUAAUCAUAUAUAUAUUGAAAAUUUGUAGAGCUUUUGGCAAGGUACACUUUUACAAUACAUGUAAAAGA
Messenger RNA from Formica exsecta, 3080 nucleotides. RefSeq names its product non-specific lipid-transfer protein (gene ScpX). Bases 412 to 2034 code for a protein of 540 amino acids. Gene Ontology annotation, molecular function: acyltransferase activity, transferring groups other than amino-acyl groups. The transcript is spliced from 3 exons. The record is from RefSeq and is a predicted model, not a curated record. NCBI's taxonomy places the organism in Eukaryota, Metazoa, Arthropoda, Insecta, Hymenoptera, Formicidae.